This is a messenger RNA of Candidula unifasciata, 661 nucleotides long. The record is from the annotation of a GenBank genome assembly. NCBI's taxonomy places the organism in Eukaryota, Metazoa, Mollusca, Gastropoda, Stylommatophora, Geomitridae.
AAAGCAAGUCUUAAUGCCGCCGCUGGUGCUUAAAGCUUAUAGAGACAAACAACCAAUCGACGAACGUUCCUUCCAGUUCUUGAAGUCGACAAGCAAUUCCAGAACGGAACCAAACGUUAGUAGCAGCUGGCGGAACAAUACUAUGCAGGAACAUGUCAUCGACACAGUGGUCUCUCUUGCUCAGUGGGGAUCCAUGAUUAUUUUUGAUUAUCUAACUGCUAACUAUGACAGGGUUGCAAGUAUGCAGGAUGGAGCCUAUAAGGAAAAUAAACCCAGUAUUAUUGAGGAAUCCAUCAGAAAUUUGCGAUUAUCAAAACAGGAGAACAAACUCUGGUUGAUAGAUAAUGAAAGUGGACUGUUUGAUGCCUAUGAUUUGAUGUACCGAAGCCAAAAUAGCGGACAGAGGUUUGUCAAGUUCCACAACGAUAUGCUUCACACAAUGUGCAUCUUCCAGCGACAAGUGGUAGAACAGCUUCGAGAUCUUCACAGACAAGGACCUGCACAGACCACACUGGAGAAGUGGGCAGAGAGCAAAGAGCCGUUACUGAAGUCAAUUGAAAGAGACUCUAGCUACGCGUUGUUUAAAAGACAUUUUCCCCAUCGUCUGGGCACCGUGUUAAAAUGGAUACGUUACUGUGAAAAAAGGACAACGGAAAGAUGA